Molecule: messenger RNA, 1011 nt
Organism: Arabidopsis lyrata subsp. lyrata
Lineage: Eukaryota; Viridiplantae; Streptophyta; Magnoliopsida; Brassicales; Brassicaceae
Exons: 5
Coding region: 72-842 (256 amino acids)
Molecular function (GO): ubiquitin-protein transferase activity
Source: RefSeq, a predicted model, not a curated record
UUGUUACACUUAAAUGUGCUCACAAGUUUCAUCUCGACUGUAUCGGCUCAGCAUAUAAUGCAAAGGGCUUCAUGGAAUGUCCAAACUGUAGGAAUAUAGAACCAGGUGAAUGGCAGUUUGCAGACGGCACCCAUUUCAAUGCCGAUAAUAUGAUUGCUAAUGACGAUGAACAAGAAGAAGACAAUGAUCCUGGAUGCUUCUCUCAAUUGAUUGUAAAAUCGGAGGUGUGCCCUUUUGGAUGCUUAGGUCAACGAUAUCCCUUUGAUCGUCUACAAUGUCUUUAUGUAGAGUGUUCUUUCUACAUUACUGAGUACUUUACUCGUGAUGUCUCUGAGAGUUCAUAUUCAAGUAGCCAAGAGGACACAAACACUGAAGAAGUCCCUAAUCCUAUUGGUUCACCUGUGAUACCACCAUUCACUUAUCGCAGCCCAUAUCCGUUGUUUCCGCAUAUUCACGUACCAUCUAACAGAAAUAUUUUCUGGAGUUUCUUACGCCCAGGGGUGAUGAGAGCUAGACACUACCUUUCCCAUCCAUUUUUCAACCAUAGUCUCUUAGGAAGAUCCGGCAUCUCAAUGGUUAAUGCACCAAUGGCUUUGUCAUAUGCAAGCAGCAGCACAACGCAACUUAACCCAUCUAACGUAUGGGAGAGUACUCAGCCUUUCUUGUCGUUGAGGCAUCAUUGCAUGGUCGAACAUGAAUUAUACCGCAUGAUUUAUGGUGACCGAAACGAAAUGGGAGAAGUAAGCGGCAACCAUGGAGGCAGCAGAAGAAAUAGAAACAAUGGUGACGGAGGAAGCGGCAACUUUGGUGGAAAUGGCAACGGCAAUGUGAUAAGUGGCUGAAGCUAAAGUGGUUGUGGUAGCUUAUGUGGCUAUAAGCCAUAAUAAGUAUCUUUAUCAUUUUCUUUCUAUUCUCAUGAAACUUUAGUUUAAUUAAAUAAGUGAACUUUGUUUUUUUUUUUUAAAUCUCAGAAACCUUGAACUAUUUAUCAAUUUAUAUUGGUUAUUUUCU